Pseudocercospora fijiensis CIRAD86 is the source of this 1605-nucleotide messenger RNA. Its product is annotated as glycosyltransferase family 15 protein. The coding region runs from base 1 to 1605 and encodes 534 amino acids. Gene Ontology annotation, molecular function: alpha-1,2-mannosyltransferase activity. The record is from RefSeq and is a predicted model, not a curated record. The transcript is spliced from 2 exons. Gene Ontology annotation, cellular component: membrane; Golgi apparatus. NCBI's taxonomy places the organism in Eukaryota, Fungi, Ascomycota, Dothideomycetes, Mycosphaerellales, Mycosphaerellaceae. Gene Ontology annotation, biological process: protein N-linked glycosylation; cell wall mannoprotein biosynthetic process.
AUGCACAUCGUCAAGGGCAUCUCCAAACGCCUGCCCUCGUCCGAGAACCUGCCGACCCUCAAGUCGCUGCACAUGACAUCGCUUAAGGAUGUGUCAGAAAAGGUCACUCCACGCUUGUCGUUCUUCAAGAAGCGAAUACGCAUCCGCGGCAACAGCAAAGUCUCCGUGCCGCUGUAUUUGGUCCUCCUGUUUCCCGCCAUGGUUGUCAUUGCUAUUUUGACCCUCUUCCUGCGCCAUCCAGACUCGCCCGGCGCACGAUUAAUCCCCUCAGGCUCGCCUCCGAGCAUACGCAAGAUCAGCGAGAAGCACGAUAAGGUCUUCGUCACGGGAUGCUUGGAUCCCGAGAUCACGUCCAAGGAGCAUGAGCGCAUGAAUGCCGCUUUUGUGGUGCUUGCGCGGAAUAAGGAGCUGGACGGGGUCAUUGAGAGUAUCAAGAGCGUGGAGAGGCAUUUCAAUCGCUGGUUUCACUAUCCAUACGUCUUCCUGAAUGACGGAGACUUCAACAGCACAUUCAAGGAGACAAUCUUGAACUACACGUCUUCGCCUGUCGAGUUCGGCAAGAUUGGACCUGAGCACUGGGGCUUCCCCAACUGGACCGAUGUGAACGUCGCCAAGGAGGGCAUCCGGAAGCAGGGUGACCAGGCCAUCAUGUACGGUGGCAUGGAGUCCUACCACCACAUGUGUCGCUUCUACUCCGGCUUCUUCUACAAACAUGAGCUGCUUCUGAAGUACGACUGGUACUGGCGAGUCGAGCCAGAGAUCAAGUACUUCUGCGACAUGACUUACGACCCAUUCGUGCACAUGGCUCGCAAUAACAAGACAUACGGCUUCACCAUCGCAGUCAAGGAGCUGAAAGAGACCGUGCCCAACAUCUUCCGAUACGCCUCCGCAUACAAGCGCACACGCAAUAUCACCAGUCAAGGCCUCUGGGAAAUGUUUGUUGAGCCGAAGGAGGGCUACAACCAAGAUGGCACGCCGAAGCCGGGCACCAUUCCGCCGGAUCAGCUGCCUAAAGAAGAUCCCAAAUACGAAGACGGUAAGCACAAGCCACUUGCAGAGGAUAUUCUACGAACUGAACCUGGCCAAGGCACCCUUCCCGAAAUCGACCCUGAAGCCAUGGAAGGAGAAGUCUACAACAUGUGCCAUUUCUGGUCCAACUUCGAAAUUGCAAGACUGGACUUCUUCCGAAGCAAAGAGUAUGAAGACUUCUUCAAUAUGAUGGAUCGAUCAGGUGGCUUUUGGAUGGAACGAUGGGGUGAUGCACCUAUCCAUUCACUAGCCGCCGGCGCCCUCCUCUCGCCCAAAGACAUCCACUACUUCCGCGAUUAUGGUUACAGACACACCACGAUCCAGCAUUGUCCAGCAAAUGCACCGGCGCGGCAGAUGCCGCGAGAUCCAUACCUCGAAACAACAACCACAGACGAAAAAGCUCGAAGAGAAGAGGAUGAAUACUGGGACAAAUGGGAUCCGGAAAAGGAAAAUGGCGUUGGAUGCAGAUGUCGCUGUGACACUGACAUCGUCGAUGUGGAGGGCAAGGAGGGAAGUUGCAUACCACAAUGGGUCGACAUUGCCGGCGGUUUCAUCACUCCAUCCGGGCCUGGCUGA